UUGAGAAAAGCUGCAGAAUGUCAUCGUCAAGUUAGAAGAUAGGCUUAGAUGUAAUUUAUUAAGCCAGGAAGAAAAAUGAUUGAUAUAGUAGAGGAUAUUUAAAAUCUCAACAGAAAAUUAAUUUAAGCAAAUAUGACAUAAGCUGGAAUGGCUUUUCCAUGUGGGGCUAGUAUAAAUCAUUGUGCUGCUCAUUGGACUCCUAACCCAAAUGAUACGACUGUUUUAACAGAUAAUGAUGUAGUAAAGUUUGAUUUUGGAACGCAAGUUAAUGGAUUGAUAAUUGAUUGCGCUUUUACUGUAGCAUUUAAUCCUGUUUUUGAUAAUUUACUUAAAGCCGCUCAAGAUGCUACUAAUACUGGGAUUCGUGAGAUGGGAAUUGAUGCUAGGCUUGGAGAGAUAGGGGAGGCAAUUUAGGAAGCUAUGGAAAGUUAUGAAGUCUAAAUGAAUGGCAAAACUCUUUAGGUUAAAUCGAUUCGAAAUCUGAAUGGUCAUUCAAUUGGCCCAUAUAGAAUACAUGCUGGAAAAUCUGUUCCGAUUGUAAAAGGUGGUCCAAUGACUAAGAUGGAGGAAGGAUAACUCUAUGCAAUUUAAACAUUCGGAAGUACAGGAAAAGGAUUCGUGAUGGAGGAUUCAGACUGCUCCCAUUACAUGAAGAACUUUGACGCCACUAAAGCGCCAAUUAGAAUGCCAAAAGCGGGUGCAUUAUACAGUCACAUAUAAAAGAACUUCAAAACUCUUGCUUUUGCUAGAAGAUGGCUCGAAAAUGGAGGAUUUCCAAAACACGUAGUUGCUCUACGUCAUCUAGUUGAUUGUGGUCUAAUUGACGCUUACCCACCACUUGUUGAUAAUGUUGGAUCCCAUGUUGCUCAAUUUGAACAUACAAUCUAUCUAAAGCCUAGCUGUAAAGAAGUUUUAUCAAGAGGAGAUGAUUUUUGA
Messenger RNA from Nerophis ophidion (straightnose pipefish), 936 nucleotides. RefSeq lists its product as uncharacterized. Gene Ontology annotation, biological process: proteolysis. The transcript has 3 exons. Gene Ontology annotation, molecular function: metalloaminopeptidase activity. The record is from RefSeq and is a predicted model, not a curated record. Lineage: Eukaryota; Metazoa; Chordata; Actinopteri; Syngnathiformes; Syngnathidae. The annotation marks the transcript as partial.